UCCCCGUCGCAGGCAUCGCAGUUAAUAACAGGAAGGUAGCACCGCCGCCAUCUUUGAGAACCUUCACGGGCUGUUAGGAGUGGGAAGUUAGCCGGCGAGCUACAUUUUUAAAACGCACGAACUUCCUCCCAGUACGUCUACAUUCAUAGAGAUAAUUUGUUGCUAAUUACUUAACGUUUUCCGAAAAUGAGUGAUAUUGAGGAUGGCAACUUUGGAGGACGCGUUAUUGGUCGUGAAGGAAUUGAAGAGUUUUAUCCAAGAAUGUGGAAGAAUGUUCAAGAUAAAAGAAGGCUAAUGAAAAUGAUGUUUACAGAUCAGAAAAAUAAAAGUGUGGAGGGAACAGAACGGAAGAAUGUUGAGAUAGAAGCACGCGCGUUGUUGUCUAAAACCGCACGAGAGAAAAAAAAAUGAGCUGGUGUUUUCAAUGGGGGGAAGAAUGCCUGGAAUAAGAAAAAUGAAAAAAGCGGGAAAAACGAACAGAAGAAAAGAACGGAAGAACGGUAGAAAGCCUCAGAGAAGUAGCGUUAAAAGAAUCUGGAAGAAUGAGUGUGUCCUAGGCUAAGUAAAUACAUGGUAUAUGUUCCCAGUGUCUGUAAUUCUCUAUGUAGUCUAAACAUGCAUGUGCCAGUAUCUGUGGCCCGCUGGAAUUGGGACUUGUUGUAUUACAGGGAAUUGUUUGAUGAUUGUUUUUUUGCUAUUAUUAAUACCCAUUUUUAAGCAGUAGAGGGGUAAUUGUGAGUGAGCUGGCAGUGUCUAACCCUUUCCUCUGCAGCACACACGCGCGUGUGGCGUGUCUGUGGGUUAGUUGAGGUGUGUUUUGUUACCCCCCCCCCCUCGCCGGGUUGGAUUGGUUUUCACACGUUCCUGUGACACUAGGAGUCCCGCUCACCGUCCAAAUCGGACGGCGGUAGCCCCGCCCACGCCAAGUCAGAGAGCCGCUCGGCGUCGCCCAGUCCGUCCCGGGCCUCCAAGCACACGGAGUCCCGCUCCAGAUCCCGGUCCAAGUCCCGUCGUUCGCGCUCCCAUUCCCACCGGAAGAAGUCCCGCUCGCGCUCCUACAGCCCCGACUACCGCCGCAGGAAGAGCCAGAGCACCUCGCCCAUGUCCAACCGCCGCCGCCACACCAGCAGCAGGAACAGAUUCAGCCAUGAUUCGAAAAAAGAAACAUACAGUCAUGGUGAUGCCAGGGCGAAUCCGGACCCCAACACCUGCCUGGGUGUGUUUGGGCUGAGCCUGUACACCACGGAGCGGGACCUGCGCGAGGUGUUCUCCCGCCACGGGCCGCUGGCCGGCGUGAACGUGGUGUACGACCAGCGCACCGGCCGCUCCCGCGGCUUCGCCUUCGUCUACUUCGAGAGGAUCGACGACGCCAAGGAGGCAAUGGAGCGGGCCAAUGGGAUGGAGCUGGAUGGGAGGCGUAUCCGGGUGGAUUACUCCAUCACGAAACGGCCACACACCCCCACACCCGGCAUCUACAUGGGACGUCCCACACAUAAUGGCGGUGGGGGGGGCAGCGGUGGCAGCAGCAGUGGGGGGAGGAGGCGGGACUCGUACUACGACCGAGGCUAUGAUCGGUAUGACCGCUACGACGAGUACGACUACAGGUACAGCCGGAGGCGUUCCCCGUCCCCCUACUACAGCCGCUACAGAUCCCGCUCGCGAUCGCGGUCCUACAGCCCCCGACGAUACUGAGGGACCCUCCCCAAGGCACAGUCCCGAAAGUCACAUGUUUUUCUCCUUUUGGAUCUUCAAAGAAAAUGUUUUUUAAAAAAAUUCACAAACUUAAUUUUUAUUUUAUUUUUGCCAUUGUUUAUCUGGCCAGAGAUGUAUUAGCUUGCCGACGGACGGCAUUGUUGUUUUCCAAACCACAGGUGAAAGAUUCCAGGUGGAGAAUGUUUGUUUACCAUUUUAAUUUCCUUCUGUGUAGAGGUCUUAAUUUGUGGACUCCUCUGUAAAGCCGCGUGGAGCUGGUAGAA
Messenger RNA from Anguilla anguilla (European eel), 1976 nucleotides. It is a transcript of the gene tra2a, whose product is annotated as transformer 2 alpha homolog. Gene Ontology annotation, biological process: positive regulation of mRNA splicing, via spliceosome. Gene Ontology annotation, molecular function: RNA binding. Gene Ontology annotation, cellular component: spliceosomal complex. The record is from RefSeq and is a predicted model, not a curated record. The transcript has 9 exons. Lineage: Eukaryota; Metazoa; Chordata; Actinopteri; Anguilliformes; Anguillidae. Bases 1102 to 1692 code for a protein of 196 amino acids.